ACUCAAUAAACCACAUUUGGAAAAUCUAAAUUUAAUAAUUAUCCAUACUAUAUUAUAUUAAUAAUUAUCCAGAUUAUAUUAUGCUAUUAUUGGAUAAAUUAUUAAAUUUACACUAAUACAUUUUGCAAAAAAGAAGGAAAAAAAUCAGAAGAGGAGAGAGAGACGUUUGAUCCCAUUUACAGCGAAAUUUAUAAAACGCCAAUCGCUCCCGGAUCACCGGCGUCCGCCGGCACCGUCUUCUCACAAAUACCCACAAGCCGACGUUGAAUGUUCUCUGACCCAAUUCAUCAUUUUCGAAGCUUCGGUGGCUCAUUCGGCGUUUGCUCGAUUGUUAUGACUGAUCUAUUCCGGUAGCCUAGCGAGCUCCGGCGGUGAACCACCGAGUGUUCCGGUGUGCGAGGUGGGGCCCUCACGCGAUCUGAAUUAUAAUAAUGUCGUCGUCGUCGUCGUCCCAAACCCUAGGCGGCGCGUCCCGCUGCGGCUGGGUGCUCGGCCCCUCACUUGACAAGAUCAUCAAGAACGCCGCCUGGCGUAAGCACUCCGGCCUCGUGUCCGCCUGCAAAUCGGCGCUCGACAAGCUCGACUCCCUCGCCGAUGACUCCUCCGAUCCCUCAUCCUGCGCCCCACUCUACGGCCUCACCCCCUCCGACGCCGAGUUCCUGCUCCAGCCCCUCGUCAUGGCUCUCGACUCCGGCUCCGUUAAGGUCAUCGAGCCCGCCCUCGACUGUGCCUUCCGGCUUUUCUCAUUCGGCAUCGUCCGCGGCUGCGAGAUCAAGGACAGCGCUUCCUCCAUCAUCUUCCGCCUCAUUGACUCAGUCUGCAAGUGCGCUGCCGUCGGGGACGAGGCCGUGGAGCUGGCCGUUCUCAAGGUCCUGCUGUCCGCCGUCCGGUCACCAUGCAUCUACAUACGGGGAGACUGCCUCGUCUAUGUGGUGAGGUCCUGUUACAAUAUCUACCUAGGCGGGCGCAGUGGGACCAAUCAGAUCUGUGCCAAAUCUGUUCUUGCGCAGAUGAUGAUUAUUAUUUUCACCAGGGUUGAGGAGAAUUCCAUGCUUGUUGACUUUAAAAAUGUUUCUGUGUUCGAAUUGAUGGAGUUUGCUGAUCGGAAUCUUAACGAAGGAAGCUCCAUACAGUUUGCUCAGAACUUCGUCAGUGAGAUUGUGGAGGCUAAGGAUAGCCUUCCAUAUGUGAAGUUGCCCUUGCAUCUGCAGAAUGGUUCUGAUUCGAGCCCUAAAGCCAAAAAAACUGACAAAGAGAAUGGGAAGCCUGUGGAUGAAGGUGCUGAUUUGAGUGAAUACAGUAAGAUCAGGGAGGAUGGGUUUAUGCUCUUCAAGAAUUUAUGUAAAUUGUCCAUGAAGUUUUCCUCACAGGAGAAUCCUGACGAUCAGAUUCUUUUGAGAGGGAAAACUCUGUCCUUGGAGCUUUUGAAUGUCAUUAUGGGCAAUGCUGGUCCGAUCUGGCACUCCAAUGAGAGGUUUCUUAAUGCGGUCAAGCAAUAUCUAUGCCUGUCGCUGUUGAAGAACAGUGCUCUAUCUGUUAUGACUGUUUUUCAGCUUCUUUGUUCGAUAUUUUGGCACUUGCUAUCAAAGUUUAGGUCCGGGUUGAAAUCCGAAAUUGGGAUUUUUUUUCCAAUGCUGAUUCUUCGUGUACUGGAGAAUGUUCUUCAGCCAAGUUUCUUACAGAAGAUGACUGUAUUGAAUUUACUGGAGAAGAUUGCUCAGGACUCACAGAUUACUAUUGAUACUUUUGUCAACUAUGACUGUGAUGUGGAGGCUCCAAACAUAUUUGAAAGGACUGUGAAUGGCCUUCUGAAAACUGCUUUAGGCCCACCGCCUGGUUCUGUGACCUCAUUAUCUCCUGCCCAAGAUACGACAUUUCGUCAUGAAUCAGUAAAAUGUCUGGUUAGAAUUAUUAAGUCAAUGGGUUCAUGGAUGGACCAGCAGCUCAAAGUUGCAGAACCUAAUCCUCCAAAAGUUUCUGAGAGUGAAAACUUGACUGAGAAUCACGCUUUCGUUGUUGAUGAUGCAAAUAGUUCUGAUCAUGAACUGAACCCAGAAGCAAAUUCUGAACAUUCUGAUUCUCCAACCUUGGAACAGCGUAGAGCGUAUAAAUUAGAAAUUCAGAAAGGUGUUGCACUGUUCAAUAGGAAACCGUCCAAGGGAAUCGAGUUCUUAAUAAGUGCCAAAAAAGUGGGAAGUUCCUCAGAAGAAGUGGCUUCUUUUCUCAAAAGUGCUUCGGGGCUGAAUGAAAGUAUGAUUGGCGAUUAUUUCGGUGAAAGAGAGGAAUUUCCUAUGAAAGUCAUGCAUGCGUAUGUAGAUUCCUUCAACUUUGAGAAUAUGGGCUUUGCUGAAGCAAUUAGAUUCUUUCUGAGAGGUUUCAGGUUACCAGGAGAAGCGCAAAAGAUUGACCGCAUCAUGGAAAAAUUUGCUGAACGGUAUUGUAAAUGUAAUCCGAGUGCAUUCACCAGUGCCGACACGGCUUAUGUGCUUGCUUACUCAGUCAUCAUGCUCAACACUGAUGCACAUAAUAGUAUGGUAAAGGAUAAGAUGACCAAGGCUGAUUUCAUCCGGAAUAAUCGAGGGAUUGAUGAUGGCAAUGAUCUACCUGAAGAUUAUUUGGGCGCACUGUAUGAUCAAGUUGUAAAAAAUGAGAUUAAAAUGAAUGCUGAGCCUCUUACUCCCCAAAGCAAACAUGGAAAUAGCUUGAAUAAACUGCUGGGCUUGGAUGGCAUACUCAACCUGGUCUGGAAGCCUACAGAAGAAAAACCUUUGGGUGCAAAUGGAUAUCUGUUAAGGCAUAUCCAAGAGCAGUUUAAGGCAAAAUCUGCAAAAUCAGAUGUAACUCUGGACCAAAGUGAUGACAAGGAAGCUACUUCUCAAUGUCUGCAGGGAUUUCGGCAUGCUGUGCAUGUCACUGCUAUGAUGGGUAUGCAGACUCAGAGGGAUGCCUUUGUUACCACUGUGGCUAAGUUUACUAACCUCCACUGUGCGGCAGAUAUGAAGCAAAAAAAUGUAGAUGCUGUCAAGGCUAUGAUAUCAAUUGCAAUUGAAGAUGGUAAUUACCUUCAAGAAGCAUGGGAACACAUUUUGACGUGCUUAUCACGAUUUGAGCAUCUGCAGCUCUUGGGGGAGGGAGCACCUUCUGAUGCGUCUUUUCUUAAUACUUCGAAUUCUGAAUCCGAAGAGAAGACAUUAAAGCUCGAGAGUUACCCGUCUCUGAAGAAAAAAGGAACACUCCAAAAUCCAGCUGUUAUGGCAGUUGUUCGAGGGGGCUCCUAUGAUAGCACCUCUGUUGGAGUCAACUCCCCUGGUCUUGUUACUCCCGAGCAGAUCAAUAAUUUCAUUUCGAAUUUGUAUUUGCUCGAUCAAAUAGGGAACUUCGAGUUAAACCACAUUUUUGCCCAUAGCCAGCGGUUGAACAGUGAGGCAAUCGUGGCUUUUGUAAAAUCGCUCUGCAAAGUUUCCAUGGCAGAACUGCAGUCCCCGACUGAUCCACGAGUGUUUAGCCUGACGAAAAUCGUGGAAGUUGCGCACUAUAACAUGAAUCGGAUAAGACUAGUGUGGUCUCGUAUAUGGAAUGUUCUUUCUGAAUUCUUUGUGUCGGUUGGUUUGUCGGAGAAUCUUUCGGUUGCAAUCUUUGUUAUGGAUUCAUUGCGACAGCUUGCAAUGAAAUUCCUCGAGCGAGAAGAACUGGUUAACUAUAAUUUCCAGAAUGAAUUUUUGAGGCCUUUCACCAUUGUGAUGCAGAAAAGCAAUUCUGCAGAGAUUCGAGAGUUGAUAGUUCGAUGUAUCUCACAAAUGGUCCUCAGCAGGGUCAAUAACAUAAAAUCUGGAUGGAAGAGUGUCUUCAUGGUUUUCACUGCAGCUGCAGCUGAUGAACGGAAGAGCAUAGUUUUGUUGGCUUUUGAAACAAUCGAAAAGAUAGUGCGUGAAUAUUUUCCCUACAUAACUGAGACAGAGGCAUUGACUUUCACAGACUGUGUUAAGUGCCUCAUUACCUUCACAAACAGUAGAUUCAAUAGUGAUGUUAGCCUCAAUGCUAUUGCUUUUCUCCGUUACUGUGCGGUCAAACUAGCAGAUGGUGGACUUUCUUGCAAUGAGAAAAGUGAGGGGAAUGAUUCGAGCCCUUCAUUACCCAAUAACAAUCCUUUGGAUGACGAAACGGGCACGGAUAGGGAUGGGCAUAUGCAUUUCUGGAUUCCUUUGCUUACAGGAUUAUCAAAAUUGACUUCAGAUCCUCGAGCAGCCAUCAGAAAGAGUUCUCUUGAAGUUCUCUUCAAUAUCUUGAAGGACCAUGGUCAACUUUUCUCGCAGCCAUUCUGGGCCACUGUAUUCAAAAAUUCCAUCUUUCCUAUAUUUACCUUCAUCUUUGAUGGUAAAGAGAUAGAUACAGGCAAAGAUGGUAGCAUUUGGGACUCUGAAACUUGUGUAGUGGCAAUAGAAUGCCUAUCAGAUCUAUUUGUCCAUCUUUUCGAUUUGGUGAGGCCCCAAUUUCAUGAAGUGAUAUCUAUAAUAAUAAAGUACAUACGAAGCACUAGUCAAAGUUCAUCAACGGCUGGUGUGUCCGCUUUGAUGCAUUUGAGUGGUGAGUUGAGAGGCAAACUUUCGGAAGAGGAAUGGCGAGAUAUAUUUCUUUCUUUGGAAGAGACUGCUGGGCCGAAUUUGUCUGCUUUUAUGAAGCUUUUGAAAACCUUGGACAACAUUGAGGUGCCCGAUGAUGAUAAUAAUCCACUCAAUUAUGAAACCGAAUCUUCUUAUGAUCAUGGGAGUGCAAUUGGUGAUGGUUCGGAGGAUGAGAAGCUGCAGAGUGUGGCGUUUAUUGUAUCGAGGAUGAAAACUCAUAUAACUCUACAGCUGCUCAUAAUACAGGUUGUAACCGAUCUUUACAAGAACCACUGGCAAUACUUUUCCUCGAGCAAUAUCUCUAUACUUCUCGAAAUUUAUUCAUCCAUUUCUUCUCAUGCCCAUGAAUUGAACUCCCAAACGAUAUCACUUCUCAAGCUAGAAAAAGCAUGUGCUAUCCUAGAGAUCUCGGAUCCACCAAUCGUUCACUUUGAAAACGAGUCUUACACAAACUACUUAAAUUUCUUACACGAUUUACUCACAAACAAUCCAUCUCUAUCCGAGGAAAAGAACAUUGAAUUAGAACUUAUCUCUAUUUGCAAGCAAGUCCUCGAGACAUACCUUGAAUGCAGUGGUUUUGGACAAGCCUCACAGAAAAAAGCCGUGAAUAAACCAUUAGUACACUUUCUUCUUCCUUUAGGUUCGGCUAAGAAAGAGGAGCUUUCGGCCCGUACGCCUUUAGUUCUAUCAGUCAUGAGGAUUUUGGGCAGUUUAGAAAGUGAUGCUUUCGGUAAGUACAUUUCGCAGUUAUUUCCUUUGUUAACGGAUCUUGUUCGAAGCGAACAUAGUUCGAUGGAAGUUCAACGGGUUCUUAGCGGCAUAUUUCGAUCGUGUAUAGGUCCAAUAGUAAUGAAGUGAUUUUUACUUUUUUUAACAUAUGAUUUUUUUCCUUCUUGUUAGUUGUUGUUAGUCCAUAUAAGCCUGUGGGGGGCUAAUUUUGUAUGUGGAUGCAAAAGGCAUUGUUAUUAAUUAUAUGACUUUUUUUGACUCAUGAGAUUUCAGAAAAAUAUAUUCAGAACCUUAUUUCUUUUUUCCCAAG
Molecule: messenger RNA, 5661 nt
Organism: Striga asiatica
Lineage: Eukaryota; Viridiplantae; Streptophyta; Magnoliopsida; Lamiales; Orobanchaceae
Source: the annotation of a GenBank genome assembly